Sphaeroforma arctica JP610 is the source of this 435-nucleotide messenger RNA. RefSeq lists its product as hypothetical. The record is from RefSeq and is a predicted model, not a curated record. The transcript is spliced from 2 exons. Bases 1 to 435 code for a protein of 144 amino acids. Lineage: Eukaryota; Ichthyosporea; Ichthyophonida.
AUGUUGAAGAAGCGUUACCAAAACACAGGCAAGGAGCGAAUACACACUCGACUACUCAAGGUAGCGAUAUACAAGGCACUCAUGUACUAUGGACAGCAAGAGAAGAUAGAUACUAUCAUUAAAGCAGACAAACUGCCUGAUGGAAGUGACGGACACUUAUCGAAUAUGAAGCAUAACAAGGGCACAACAAGACAAGUAUAUGCACCAGGGCAACCCCAGGAGAAGAAAGGGGAGCCAAUACGAGCAUGUACUUAUUCUGAGGUGUCACCAGCCCCACAUCGGUUUAGUCAAUGUUCUAUGAAGGCAUCAAAUCAGGCCAAGAAGGCUGAGGAACGUGUCAAGAACGACGUGCAAGUAGCUAGAAUGUCUAUUACCUCAAGGAAGGUGGAAGAAAUACCAGAUAGUGAUGAGUCCUUAAACAACUGGUGGACGUAA